UUCAGCUUUAGUCUUUAAUUUCCCUUAAAACACUUGCAGGCGCUCUAACAAUGACAGCAACAAAGUAGUUAUGAUGGGCGCUUGGAUUUCUAUGUUGCUGGCACAACGCGUGGACUUCCAUGUAACAUCUGAUCACUUCAUAUUAUCAGUCAUAACACUAUCUCAAAGUUCCCAUCUCUCUGAACACCUCCAUGAAAUCUCUGCUUCCUCUCGCUGCUAUUGAAAGGGUAUUUAGGUAUUUUCACAUACCUUCUAUUUCCCCCUGCGCUUACACGUGCGCUGAACUUUGCUGAGUAAGCUGCAUAUGAGAUGAGAAUGCAUCUACAGAUACAUGUCGAUGUUUUCUACGAAAUUUCAUCAGAUUUUACUCCCAGCAUCUCUCUUCCUCUGUAUCUUCUAUGGAAUUUUCUCCGUGAGCUUUUGCUGGAUUUCUCAGUAACAACACGAGAAUUUCUCCGUCGUUCUUCUUUACUCACUGGUAUUUGAUUAAGAUUGGUAGGUGUUUAAAUUAGGAAUAUCUGUUUCACCUUACAGACUGAAACGCUUCUGAAAUCUUCGAUUUUCUGUCUCUGUCAGUGUAAUUUCCUUUACCAAAGAACUCAGCUUUUCUGAUCUUUAAUAACAACUUAUUUUGCAUAUCCAUAAGUGCAAUUUCUUUAUCUUUUUUGCUGAUUGUGCUAUUGCUUUCGAUGUUUUUGAAUUCGAAUUCUACUGAAAAAUUCAAAGUUUUCUAGGGCCAAAAACUGAAAUGGAAUAUCAAUAUUUUGUUUGUGGGUUUUUUAUAUGAUGUAUCAUUGUGAAGAAACGGUGUUUAUAGCAAGAAAAAGCUACCUGUAGCUUAAACCUCAAAGUUAACUCCUUCUCACUGUAAGACCUUCUUUGCCACCUCAUUUGUAUUCUUUAUGAUUAUUUUUAGUUGAAUAUUGUAUUUUGCUCUGUUAAUCAAAAUUUGGUUUUCUUAAUGGAUAUUAUGCGUAGUAGGGUUGGCUUCAUGUUGAUUUUUGUUUACCCUAAACCUGUGGUGUUGCAGUUGUUUGCUCUCUUUGUCCCGUAAGUGUUUGAUAAAAUUCCUCUUUUAGCUUUAUUGUGUUUUUUCCUGUUCAAAGCUUCAACUACACUUAAAUUCUGUGCUAAUGCCCUUAUGACAAUGGUGAAACGGCUACUUGAGAUUGUAUCUAAUUAACUUUAAUACACUGCAUAAGUGAAAAUAAUAUACAUGUUUCAAUUAUGGAACCAAUUACAAUAGAAACAAAUAAAGACGCGGACACACGCACGCACGCAAAAGAAGAAAAAUAGAAACUGACUGCUUCUGAUAAAGGAAAUCAUACAAUCAAUGAUAUAUUUAGUCAAUUUUGAGAAAGAAGAGUUACUAUGAAGUCACUAGAAGGAAACUUCCACAUAGCUUUUCAAAAACCAAUAAAAGUACAGCCUAUGUUGUUCUCUUUAUAAGCUACAGGAAUACAUAAGUUUGAAUAAACCUUUUAGGCAACUAUACAUAAUAGUCUAGCGGUAAGGAAGUUCAUGAAAAAUUUGAAACUUCUUCAAUUCAAGCCAUUUUAGUUUUACUUUUUCCUAAAGGAAUAGAAGUCAGAUUUCAUUGGAGGAACUGUAAUGUUGACAGAGAAAAUAUUCAAAUACAAGAGUUUCUCUUCUUUUGUUCAAGAAGGGAUAUAAUCCGAGGCAUUUUAGGUCAGAAUCAUUCUAAAAAACUUUUCAUUACUUUAAGGAAUCUGGAUGAUAUGCUUAACUGCCGGCAAAAUUAACUUCAAUAAAAUAAACGAAUCAGUUCUUUGAGUUCAUCCUUAAAUCCCAUUUUGACAAAAAUAAAUAAACUAAAGAAAUCGAUAGUGAAGGACUUGAUGGACAUUCUUUUUUUCAUGUCUGUUUGAAUUGAAUCUGAAAGUAGAGUGAAAGAAACCGUGAUUUAAGUUUGUAUAUUUGUCUAACUUCAAAGGAUUUUGGCCUAUGAAUUUCACUUAUCAUGCCAAUCGUUUAAGAUCUGCCUUUUCUCCGUAUUACCAAAAUUUCUUGAAUAUCUUUAACAAAGUUUUCAAUUCUUUCUCGACGCAGGGAGUUCCAACACUCAGAAAUGUAGUGAUUACAAAAUCUAAAUCUAAUUUUUACUAGAAAUUCCUAAUUGUUGCAAAAAAUGUCAAGUGUAUUUUACGUAUAUUUGCUGCCUCAUAUUUGUAAUGUGGGAUGGUUUGUUCUUGCAAUUUUACAGUUACCAAUAUGCAGGUUAUAUUAAUAAAAUGGAACAAAGACUUAGUAUUAGUGAAAUUACACCACUAACUACAGAAUGGACUUGCAAAGUCCAGGCUGUAGACAAAUUUCGGCCACAAGACAAUAGAGAUCAGCGAGUUCAUUUUCAGACAAUAAUUGUCCAGGAUGUAAGCAUAAGUCAAGUUACAACUAUAGUUGUAACAUAACUUCUUUUCACUUGUACUCUUCCAAUAAUUACUUAGUCAUCAUUCUUAAUAACAUUGUAGGAGGAACAAGUUUGUGUGAUACUUUAUGGUGACGAUAUUAGAAGAUGUGAUAACUUGUUCGAACUUUUUGAGACAUAUCUGAUUUCAACUGCCAAGGUUAGAAAUCCGCAGCCUUAUUCACUACAUAUAGGCCAAUUUGAGUGGAUCGUUGACAGAUUUACUAUUGUGGAGUCUAUCCAAAAAAAUAAUGAAAAGUAGGCACCGUUACCUCCUCCGUCAAGACUGAGUACGAUUUCGUUCGCCGACGUUGCACAAUAGCCUUCCGGUGUUAAAGUUGAUCUAUUAGCGGUGGUGGCAAACUGUGGGGCAAUGCAAUACACCGCUGAUCAGAGUAAGAGAUUUCAAGAGGCCAUAGUUAUGAACAAAAUGAAGAAACCUCUCUUCUUCACUAUAUGGGAAGACUUGGCAAGCAAUGAAGGAGCUGAAUUACUGAGACAAGUGAGACAACUACAAGAAUAUCCUAUUAUUCUCGCGAAGCGGAUAGGUACCACAAAAUAUCAGGGUGUUACCCGUUUCGCAACAAGAUACAACUCAACAAUAUUAAUCAAUCCCCAAUAUGUGGAAGCAACUGAAUUACGGAAUUGGAUAAAUGAGAACAAACAAAUGCUAAUCGAAUACACAAUGAAUAGUUCAGCAGAGUCAGCUUCAUCGCUUAAUCUUGUAGCUGUUGACGAUGAAAUAUUAUCUGUUUCAGCUAUUGCUAUGCAAACCUCCACUGCGGAAAGUUUUUACGUCGAAGGAGAAAUUUCACUACCUGAGCAUUUCCAACGAUUUUACCUGCUAGGUUGUUCUGAAUGUAACCAUCUUGUUCGGAGCAAAAUAAAAAGGGAGAUUCAAUGUAUAAACUGCAGGCUACCACGAAUGUUAAUUCCAAGGUGCCACUUUGAGGUAGAAAUUACAGACAAAACUGGCACAAUAACAGCAAUAAUGUCUGAAGGCUUGGGCGAAAGAAUAUUAUCAAUGACAGCUGAACAGAUAUAUGAUAUCACCGCUGUUAAGAAUGAGUUAUUCCCUGUUGCCCAUAUCAACCAACUACUUGCGGAUAAACUAUUCAGAAUUCAGCUACAAAGGUCAUCAUCCAGAACACCGGACAAAGAUUCAGGUUCUCUGGUUCUUUUGUCAUACACUGAAAAACCAACCAUGUUUCUACCAGAAGAGUCAACAUCUGCGAGUGGUGCCGACAGAAUUAUGGAAAAAGAGCCAAUACAUGUGACUGAUGCAAAAGCAACUAAGAAACGGAAAAGGGAACCAAGUACUCUACCAAAGCUACAGUCAAGAUUGUCGAACCAGUGAUGUUCACUCAGACAGUAUGCGAUGUACAGGCACAUUUUGAUAACAUUUUGCCAGAUCAAACCGAUCUUUUAACAAAGUUUAGAUAUUUGUCCGCCUUAACAAACUGUUCCACAUUUUUUGCGUAGAUAGUUGUCAGUAGUAUGUGCCUAUGUUUUUGAAGGCAAUUAGUAUUAUUUUUGGAUAUUGGAGCGGCCUCUAGAUGAUGUACAUACCAGUCUGUUUAUUGAAAUGUAGAAACUGAAUGUAGUGUUGCUAUAUAUCUUGUCUGUUUCACAUUAA
Messenger RNA from Nicotiana tabacum (common tobacco), 4061 nucleotides. Its product is annotated as replication protein A 70 kDa DNA-binding subunit B-like. Lineage: Eukaryota; Viridiplantae; Streptophyta; Magnoliopsida; Solanales; Solanaceae. The record is from RefSeq and is a predicted model, not a curated record.